AUGGACCUCACAAAACCGGGUGAAGAUUCGGAGACAUACUUCAGGAGCAGAUAUCGACACAUUAUCGGCGUUACGGUGCAACUGUUCAAGCUACAGGGAGUUGUUUGGAGCGAACUGAGUCGGGACUAUGUCAUGCUGCAUAUGUAUUUCGAUAUGCACGAUAUGCAGACGAAAUUGACAGCUGUCGAUGGCAUUAAGUUUAGUAGUUUUUUUCUCGAUUUAUUGCGUAUCGCCUUGGAUUAUGCGAUUGUUCGGCACCCGUUUCUACAGUUUUUUGUUUGUUUGAUUUUUACUCCGAUCAAUUUUUUAAUAUUUUCCGAGCAUUGUACUGAACCCCUCCAAUUCAACAUCCACCUGCCGGCUGAGUUGUUUCGGAAGCUAGAAUUGAUUGUUGUCAAAAUUGGUGAUAAUGAUGAUGAGCUAGGAAUUGGUGAUGAUGACGAGCUACAAUAUGUGAUCACGCCGGAUCUUCAGCUGAAACGACCAACCAAAAAAUUUGUGCAUUUUGUGAGGACCGCUGAUCCCAGAUUCGAAAUGUGUGGUUUUGGUUUCCACAGUGUCAGUGACCUUACUGACUUGAUUGCAAUUCACAGUCAUCCUCCGAAACGCGCCCAAGAUUUUCGAAAGAAAUUUGAUCACUUUUUAGUAGCACGCAACCAACCGACUUUACAGCAACUUUUAGCACCCGAAAAGCGGCCGGUACCGCUUUUUUCAUUGGAAGAUUCACCAUGGCGAGAACCAGUACCAGGAACCAUGUCCAGUGAUGAUGAUGGUGAUGGUGACGAAGAAGUGAACGCUGUUGUCUCAUGUUUAGCAGACUCUUUCAUCACUGUUCCUCCAACUUUGAAACACGUAAGUCCAGAAUACAAGCCAGUGAUCCAGUGCCACUUCUCCGGAUCGCUUCGCGAAUAA
This is a messenger RNA of Gongylonema pulchrum, 912 nucleotides long. The record is from the annotation of a GenBank genome assembly. NCBI's taxonomy places the organism in Eukaryota, Metazoa, Nematoda, Chromadorea, Rhabditida, Gongylonematidae.